GAGACGGAGUUUCGCUCUUGUUACCCAGGCUGGAGUGCAAUGGCGCGAUCUUGGCUCACCGCAACCUCCGCCUCCUGGGUUCAGGCAAUUCUCCUGCCUCAGCCUCCCGAGUAGCUGGGAUUACAGGCACGCGCCACCAUGCCCAACUAAGUUUUUGUAUUUUUAGUAGAGACGGGGUUUCACCAAGUUGACCAGGAUGGUCUCGAUCUCUUGACCUCGUGAUCCACCUGCCUUAGCCUCCCAAAGUGCUGGGAUUACAGGUGUUAGCCACUGCGCCUGGCCCAAAUCAAGGACAUUCUAAGGUGAUGGAAGGUGGAUCAGCACAUUCACCAAAGCAACAGACUCCCAAAUUCAUUUGGCCUAAGAAUAACUUUGCCUGGACCCUUCCAAGGCUGGGGAUCUUGGCCUUGGGCUGCUGGCUUCCACCUGGAUGUGACAACCUUUUCUGGGAAAGUGACCCACAUCUUAGCACAUAGCAGGAGCCUCGGAAAUCCCCAUCGCCUGAAUGCCUGGCCACGAGCCACAGACACAUUCUGUCCCCUGGCAGCGAUAAAGGGGUAAGAUAAUCAAGCAGACAUUUCUCUCAAUUAAAUUUCUCCCUCAAAACAUAACACUGCAUUAAAUUACGACAUCAUAACCUAUGUGCCAAAUGGUGUUGGGGAAAGAGCAUGGCCAACAGCCAGCACAGGCUGCGGCGAGGCCGGUGAAGGGGCAGCGGGCAGUGUGGCCUGCUUCCCAGGUGCCUCAUGCCCUGUCUCCUGCUGAUGUGUCUCGUCUGGCCCCGCAGGAAAGUUUCCCAUGGGUUCCGAAUUGGAAAUCCACAUGUGCUGCCCCCCCACCUGUUUUCUUGGCAUUCUUCAGCCUUUGGUAAAUUACAGCUCCUUUCUGAGCCUCGGUUUCCUCCUCUAUAUAGCAGGGAGGUUGGCUCUCAACGUUGGUUGAACCUUUCAGUCACCUGGGGAGGGUUUUCAAAACCGUUACAAAAACGCUGGUGCCUGGGACCCAUUUUUUGAGAUUCUGAUUCAAUUAGCAGGUGGUGGUGGUGUGAUCAGAAACAGUCUUGAUCCAGCCCCCGAAAGAGGGUUCUUGGAUUUCACGCAGGAAGGAAUUCAAGGUCGGUCGCUGAGUGCAGUGAGAAGAGAUAUUUUAUUGAAAGCUACUCCCUUAAAGGGCAGGGCAUCCUCACAAGGCAAGUGGAGGAAUGCACCAUCUUUGUUUUUAGCUUUUCUUAUAUAGGGGCCUUCUCUAUGAAAGUCUAAAACUCAGUUGUGACUACAUGUGGAUGGGCUGACAGCUUGACAAAAUUCAUUAUUUUGUUGGUUAAAGAAAACUAUUCCUGGAAUCCUAUGAAACUGAGAAAAAAGAAAAAAAGAAAACUACCCCUUGCAAGGCCGAGGCGGGUGGAUCACGAGGUCAGGAGAUCGAAACCAUCCUGGCUAACACAGCAAAACCCCAUCUCUAAUAAAAAAAUACAAAAAAAUUAGCUGGACGUGGUGGCAUGUGCCUGUAAUCCCAGCUACUUGGGAGGCUGAGGCAGGAGAAUCCCUUGAACCUGGGAGGCGGAGGUUGCCGUGAGCCAAGAUCACACCAUUGCCUGGGUGACAGAGUGAGACUCUGCCUCAAAAAAAAUAAAUAAAGAAAAGUAUCCUUGCCGUUCAUUUAGUAUGUAAGUACAUCAAACAUAACAAUAAUUUUCCUGAAAGCAUAUAUUGCUAUGGGUGUCGACAAAAAGAAUCAAACUCUGUAAAAUAUUUGAAGAGAUUUAUUCUGAGCCACAUAUGAGUGACCACGGCCGGUGACCCAGCCCUCAGGAGGUCCUGAGAACAUGUGCCCAAGGUGGCCGGGAUGCAGCUUGGUUUUAUUUAGGGAGCCGCGAGGCAUCAAUCAAAUACAUUUGAGAAAUACAUUGGCUUGGUUCAGAAAGGUGGGACCAUUCAAAGGGGGACUUCCAGGCUAUAGGUAAAUUUAAACAUUUUCCAGUUGACAAUUGGUUGAGUUUGUCUGAAGACCUGGGAUCAAGGAAAAGGAAUGUUCGGGUUAAGAUAAAGGAUUGUGGAGACCAGGUUUUACUGUGCAGAGGAAGCUCUCACAUAGCAGACUUCAGAGAGAGAGAGAGAGCAGCUUGUAAAAUGUUUCUUAUCAGACCUAAAAGGGUGCCCGGCUCUUAUUUGAUUAUCUCCUGGAUCUGGAAAGAAAGGAAGGAAAACAAAGGGGUGAGGAGACCCUCGAUAGGAUGUGGGUUUUCCUCACAACAGGCAUGGCAACGAAAUAUAAUUUGGGGUUAAAUAGUUUUUCCCUGUCUCUUAAUGUUAUGCCAGCAUCAGACUAAAAAACAAGUCACGAUAAAACCCAUCCAAAGAGAAUUUAUGGUUUGUAGGGCAUGACUCUCUCAACCCAUGAUAUAUAGGUCAGAUAAAACCCAUCCAAAGAGAAUGUAUGGUUUGUAGGGCAUGACUCUCUCAACCCCUUAGGUAGGAAUCUGGGCAAGAUGAAAGGUCAGAGUUAGUCCUCAUGGGUCCUGGGACACCUGGGCUUUUGCGGCGGCAGAAGUUUUCCUUGCAGGCCAAUACUGAGCUGCUUCCUUAGCUGAGAACAUCGUAGGACCGUGGGAUAUUGGCAAGGAAUGUGCUCCGCUAGUUUUAAGGUGGAGCUGAUUUUAACAUUAUCUUACUCUGUCUCUUCUAGGCUCCUGCCUCCCUAACACUGGGGUGACCCAGAUAUCAUCUUGUUCAAAACUCCCCCAGCGAUUCCAGCGCAUGGCAGGGUUGAGUAUUUUGGGCGGGAUUUUGUCUCAGGCGCCGUCCGGGGCUAGGUCGCACAGUGUAAUCUGCAGUGGGCAAUGCUAGCCUCCUCAGACCCACCUGGUGUCUGCUCUGGAUGAUUUCAUGAAUGAAACAAGCGACAAACAUCAUGUAUAAAAAUAUUUCGUGACCCGGUGAGGUGGCUCACACCUGUAAUCCCAGCACUUUGGGAGACUGAGGCAGGCAGAUCACGAGGUCAGGAGUUAGAGACCAAUCUGGCCAAUAUAGUGAAAGCCUGUCUCAACUAAAAAUACAAAAAAUUAGCCGGGUAUGGUGGCGUGUGCCUGUGAUUCCAGCUACUCAGGAGGGUAAGGCAGGAGAAUCGCUUGAACCGGGGAGGUGGAGGUUGCAGUGAGCCAAGAUUGUGCCGUUGCACUCUAGCCUGGGAGACAGUGCAAGACUCCGUCUCUAAAAAGAAAAAAUUCAUAAUUUUUUCUUUCUUGUCGAUGUUUUUAAUAUUAUCAGCAUUAGUGCUCUCAUGAAUCUUGCAGUUUUGAAGAAACAGCAGCAUUUUUGAAGGGGUGCACUCUGCCUUGCUUUCUUACAGUAAAGGAUGGUUAAGCUCCUUCCAGCAGGAGGGGCUUCCUUCCUGGAAGCUUUGAAUGCUGUACCUUCUCUAUGUUCUGCUACUUGCCAGCCAUGCAACGCUGGGCAAGUUACUAAGCUCUCUGUGGCUCAGCGUCCUCACCAUACUGUUUAUCACACGGUACCCACCUCAUAGAGUUUGUUACUGGUGAAGCUAAAACUAGAGCAUCCGUAUAAAGUACUCAAAACAACGACACAUGGUACGUUCUCCAAAAUCGUUAUCUUGCAUUGUUAUUUUUGUUAGUAUUAUUCUAGAGAGAACUGUGGGUGUGGGUGAGGAUGGGGUGGGCAAGUACUGGCCAAUUGUUUUACCCGUUCCCGUUGAUCAGUUUCCGGAAGAACGUUAACACUGCUGUUUAUAUGUCAACAUUGUAUUGUCUGGGAGGAUUGGAAAUGCGAUUGACACAAUCGUUCAGUACUGACAGUGGAUAUUUGAGAACUGGACGGUGCCGUCAAAGAUCAGACAGUCCAGCACCGUGCAAGUCCAAACAUGAAUGCUUUCUGGCACUCCCAGCCUGCUUCCAACACGCGCGCAUCUGCAAGCAUGCGAAGUCGGCGCCCGCAGGUGUCCCCAGUCUGGUCUCGGAGCGCCCUCUUGUGGCCGCACGGAAAACGCGCCCCGGGCCGACUUGCCAGGCGAGGGGUUUGCCCAGCUCCGUCCGCGCGCGCGCGCGCGCCGCCCUUUAUUCCGGGGAAGUCAGAACCGGGUUCCCCAAAAGGGACACGGGCAUACUGACUCGGUGACCUGGGGGAUACUUGCCGGCGUGCGUGUGUGCAGAGCCGCCGCGGCUUCGGUGUCUUGUACGCCUGUGAAAGCGCCGGGUCCGUUCGGCGCGCACGCGCCGACGAGCGACGGGGCGGAGUCCGAGUCCCCCAGCCACCCGAUGGGGCUGCGAAGCGUUGGGGCGCCCCAGAUUGUCUUCCCGCGACCGUGGUCCUGCACAGUGACUCGUCCCGCGCCCUCCACGACUUCCAAGUGUCCCCUGCGACCUCCAGACGCCUCCGCAAGGAUCUCGGCGGCGGGCCUCCUGCUGCGAUAUGCAGCCACGUGGACGCACGGUUCAGGACCGCACUGGCAACCGGCACCCUGGGAAGACUGUGUUUUGUUUUCUUUGGGAGUUUAUCAAGAGUUGUUCAGCACUUUGGGAGUCUUUUCCCCUUGGCGAUGCUUAGCCUUGAUUUCAGGAUGUCAAACAGGGGCAAACAUUCAUCCUUCACUCAUUGCUCUCAAUGGAUUGGAUGGUGCCCGCCCUCACUGGGGAGGGGUCUGCUGUGUUGAGUCCACCAUUCCAAAUGCAAGUGUCAUCAAGAAACGCCCUCAGAGACACACCUGGGAACAGUAUGCCAUCAGGGGACCCUGUGGCUCACUCUGGUUGACAGCUAAAACUGGCCAUCACAGUUAGGAGAUGAUUUGUGGCAUCUGCUCUGCCUCACUUUUGAUCUGUGCCUCUCAUCAGGCCUCAGAGUCUUCACUGGGUAACCAGGGCCUGAAAGCCUUGCUGGACAUGUGGAUGCCCACCUCCCGCUCAGCCUUCUGAGGUGUGCUGCCUCUCCGGCAGGCAUCCACCCCUUCACUUGGCCUGGAGGAUGGUGGGCACCUUCCCAGGGUGGGGAGCGGCCAGAGCCCAAACUCUCAGUCCUCUGUGGGCAGCAGAACCCCUUGGCCACCACUCAGUGCAGAUGGCAGCUGUCUAGCCUGGCUCCUCAAGAACCUUCUCUGUAAUCUCCUUGCCCACUGGCUAUUCCCAGUGAUGGUGAACUCAUUCCCUCUCUCUGCAGCCCAAACUUCCCUGGGCAGCUUCCCUGGAACAUUCCCACUGGCCCUGGGCAAGUGGACACCCCUGUCCCCAAACAGCCCUUCAGAAAAGGAAGCAGUCUUCAUCCUCCUCAGGGAGUCCUCCCGUCCCUGGUCUGAACAUCGCCAGGAGUGACUUCUCAAAAGUAGUUUCUCACACAAGGCAGAGUCUUCUUCCACAAUCUCUGUGCCAUAGAAGCAGGGAUUGCGGGUCAUCUUGAAGGAGAUACCUUUUUGCAGGGCUGGGGCUCCAGGGCUGAGUCCCAUCAUAGCUGGGAGACCUUUUUCCUGGUGGUUUUCAUCCGUCACUGAAUCCAGGGAUCUUUUGAUAUUUUUCAUAGAACUCUGUGCCUGGCCUGCUCAUGUCCUUUGAUUUCAAUCCUGUCGAAUGGAUUAUUUCAGCAACAGCCUUCUUCACCAUGUUGCUGUCAUGGAAAUUCCAGAGACUAUGGAGUCAGCCUUCAGAGAGAUAUUUGCUGGUGAUGGACAUUCCUGUUAUUGGAUGGGGAGCGUUAAUACUCCUGCAAGACUGGAAAAGUGCCUGAGCCCUCUGAAGCAGAUGUACCACUAAUCUGGAAGGCCUGAUGUGCUCAGGGGUCUCUGGAGAUCUCACUUUAUGAGACGGGCCACCAAAGUGCUCACACACCACCUUUCCUCCUGCAGAAAUGAAAAUCCAGUCUUUAGAAUGACAGGCGAAUCAAAAGAAGAGACUGCUUGAUAACUUUGAGAGUUGGGGAAACUUCCUAAGCAAUACUUUUGGAAACACGCUCAGUGCAAAGAGAAAUCAGCACUGAGACAAAGGAUUUCUUAGCAAGGCAAUUUUUACUUCCCGUGGGAAGGGCACCUUUGCCAGCUGUCUUGUCAUGAGAGUACAACAAACGAAGGAAAAGCAGACAUAUUUAUCCUUUAUGCAUUUGGCGUUGUCCUUACUGCUGUGUCUGAUCUCCGUUGGUCGGCGCCAGACCCUCACAAUUUAACUGAAACCUGAUUGGCAAAUAACUUAAAACGUUUCUAAACAGGUAAAAGCAAUGGAGAACAAAAAGGAAGUCCAAAUAAGGAAGAGGCAUAGACUGCGAGCUGGGACAGGCCUGUGAGCACGUCCAGCACAGACAUCUUGUUUAAAGUACAAGGACACAGAAUGUACUACGUGCCUAUAAGCGUGUUUAACAGCUACAUAGGAUAGGGCUUAACAAAGAGUUAUUAGCAAAAAGCAAGCAGGCUUUGAAGAAAGUCUUUAAGGCAAACUAUUAUUUCUAACACUUAGGAAACUUUGAAGAAGAAAUUUUCUACUUACUACAAAUACUGACAUUUCUUUCCCAAGGGUGCUGGCUGAUCCUGGUGUACUUGGCAGAAAGAGAGCAGAACUGGACCCACCCCUCAGGAUUCUGGACGACCUAGCAUACCUGGAUGAACUGAGUGUUCAGGACAAUGGGAGUUUUUUCCCAGAAGUGCCUUGGAUUGGAAAUGAUGCAUUGGAAAGCAGUCUCCCUGGGAAGCUUCCCUCUGAUGUCUUCUUUGGGCCAGUCAAUGGCACUCAGGGGAAACCCAGUUCACAUGAGCUGGGCCAUGUUGAGGCCAGUUCUGCAAGGCUGCUCUUCCCGGAGCAGGGCCCAGUUGGAACAGCUCCAACCUUCUGCCAGACACCCCUCAACCAAGAAGCUGAGUAGUUUUCAUACCUGGAUUUCAGUUCUUCCUCGGACAAUCACGGAUUUGGGAAACUCACAUACUUCAGUGCAAAGGUCAAUUACAUCGCCUCUUUAAAGGAGAUGAAUUUUCUUCUUUUGCAGACUUUUUUGGAGGCUCUCCCUAGAGUCACCGAGGUGGUAAGCUUUUCCAGGGCCUUCUGCAUCCCCAUCCAAGUUCUUAUCCAUGUGAUUCUUUCUCAGGUGGCCUCCGAGGAUUCCCACAUAGGUGAAGUUGUCAUCAUCUCACUGCCACUCCGUGCAACAGCUGAAAGUGACUGCAGGGCCCUGCUUUGCUUAUAGCCAGCCCUGCUGAGGCUUUGCCACCCUCAGUAGCAUCAAGUGUCCUUGUAACCACUGAGCCCUGUGACCACGCUCUCAACCCCCACCUCUCCACAGCCAACAGUACUCAGCCUGCAGCCACACCUCAUCAACCUCCUGUAUGCGCUCCAGCCCUCAAUGACAGCAUUUCACAUCCCCAGGUCCUUUCAUGCCACCAUGACCCUCAGGCUGCAGCCCUCCUCUCACCUGCAGCCAUGUCCAGAAUGCCAGUCUCUGGGGUCUUCUUGCCACAGUUCCAGUGAAAUACAGACGGUCACCCGCUUGAGGGUUCAACUUACAAUUUUCAGACUUUAUGAUAGAUUUAUUGGUGUAUUAAAUGCAUUUUUGACUUACGUUUUGGACUAACAAUGAGUUGUUCAGGACGGAACCCCAUCAUAGGUUGAGGAGAGCCUGUAAACCUCCCUUUACCUGGACUUCGAGUUCCUCUCCAACAGGGAGCCCACAGCCACUGGGCACACUGAGCCCACCCAAGAAAGAAACGCCCAUUCACUGCAUGUCCUGGGGAGGUGCCCACAGCCAUAGCCUUUCUCCCUCCUUCCUGUGUAACCUUUCCAACAACAAAUUCCCGUGUUCUUUCACCUACCCCAGUUAUCAGCAGCCAGAAAACACCUGGGAGACGGCGUCACUGACCCUGUCAUUACGGUCAACCCACCUGCUGGGUUUGCUCUUGCACCUGCUCCCACACUCAGCUGCUCUGUGGUCUUCACCAGCUGUGCCCAUCAGCCAGGCACCAGAGGCCGGUCCGUGAGCCCCAGAGAUCAAGGAAGUGGCAGGGGAAAGGCAGCCCCAGAACAGAGUUCUUCCUACACAAGUAACCUCACCGAGUCCUCCCGUAGACGAAAUGGACACGUACCUCCUCCUGCCCACAGGAGGGGACAUAUAACUUCUCCAGAGAGGAGAGGGGACAUCUGGGUGAGACAUGGGGACUGAGUGGGGGAGGAUUUGUAUUCAAUGCUUGGACUGAUUUUAUUUUUGCUCUGAGAUAUGUAAGCUGCCAUUUUUUGGUGUGUGAUAUUGUUUUCACAUCUGUGCAGCUGGCACACUUGUGAAGUCUCCGGGAGUCUUAAAAACUGCAUCUAAAAGUUGGAAAUCGGCAUAUGCUAAUAAAAGGGAAGUCACAGCCCUCGGGCUUUUCUGGUAUUAUUAAACCCACUGCAUUCACCCACUAGCACCUCCCACAUCUAAAUUAAAAUAUAAGAAUGAACUCAAUACAUUUCACUAUCCUACCCCUACUCUUUCCAAAAUAGCACCCUAAACCAGGGAAAUAAAUAUGCCUUUGAAGCAGCCAAAAUGAAUUUCCAGAGCCUGAAAUGAAAGCUCAUGUAUUUGCUCCAAAGAACAUUCCUCCUUUCAGAAUCUGUUCACCUUCAUGAUAGACACAGGCUGUCAAGUCUGGCACCGAGAUUUCCAGGCUGUAGCAGAUGGAAGACAAACGCCAUCAACUGGAAGGAAGGUAGCCGUCCUGCUGGCAGAAGACUUGCUAACAACAAAGAAAGUGAUAGAAAAACGGCAAAAUCCGACACGAACUCCCAAAGAACAGCUGGGCCGUUUCAUGGAGGGUGCCUUGUAGCUUCAGAGGGCAGCAGCCUACUCCGGCACAGAAUCUAGGUCCCUGGGUUCUUACCCCACCAGCUGUGUGACCUGGGAAGCUUAUUCUCUUCUCUGAGCCUCAGAGUCCCCUGGGAUUUCACAGGAUAACGACCUGCCUUGUCUGCAGCUUGGAGCUGUUGCAAAGAUCCAG
Callithrix jacchus (white-tufted-ear marmoset) is the source of this 8946-nucleotide messenger RNA. RefSeq lists its product as uncharacterized. NCBI's taxonomy places the organism in Eukaryota, Metazoa, Chordata, Mammalia, Primates, Cebidae. The record is from RefSeq and is a predicted model, not a curated record.